This is a messenger RNA of Archocentrus centrarchus (flier cichlid), 2556 nucleotides long. It is a transcript of the gene tmem182a, whose product is annotated as transmembrane protein 182a. NCBI's taxonomy places the organism in Eukaryota, Metazoa, Chordata, Actinopteri, Cichliformes, Cichlidae. The transcript is spliced from 5 exons. The record is from RefSeq and is a predicted model, not a curated record. Gene Ontology annotation, cellular component: membrane. Bases 276 to 1022 code for a protein of 248 amino acids.
AGGGGUAGGGGGGUUCAGACCCCAGUGGAGGGUCUAAAGGUGUCACGUGGACAACUUUGUCCCCCCAUAACACAGACAGAGAGACAGGGAGACAGGAGAGGAGUCAAGGUCCAGUAACCCAACAAAAACCAGCUGAACUUAUCUCACUGACUGGAUAUAAUACAUAACAAGAGGAGUGACUGGAUCUGCCUCAGUUUGUCACAUGCACUAGCUGGAGGGGAAAGUCAGACUGAGUGUGGGCAUCCUGUAACUGAGUGGCUGAUCAGUCCUGGACCAUGAAGCUUAGUGUGGCGUUGUUCUUCGCGGGGCUCUUUGGGGCGUUGGCAGCUGUGUUCAUCCUUCUCUCUUUUGGAACUGAUUACUGGUUGCUGGCUUCAGAGAGCUGCCAGCUAAAGCCUAACGAAUCUGCUGGCCCAGGCGGUGUGACCAUAGAGCGUGGAGAUGUGGUGGUGCAGGAGGGCAGUGGUGAUGUCACUCUAUACCACGAGGGUUUUUUCUGGAGGUGUUCCUUUGGAAGCAACAUGGAGGAUGAAAACCUGCUGAGGAGACUCUGGUUCACCAAUCAGCCUCACUCAAAAGUAUGUAUGCCUGCCUACCUCUUCCCAUUCCCUGUGUCUCAUCAGACUCAUAAUACCACAGAGUAUCAGUCUGCCAUAACUUACAGAAGUUUCUGGAGCGUCUUCAUGCUCAUUGCUGUGGCAGCUGUAGUGAUCGGUGGCUUCAUCGUCAUCUGUGCUGCUCCGUUUGCCGGCCACCGCUUGUAUAAAGCCGGCGGUGGCCUCUUUCUGGUAUCUGGUUUUUUCCUGCUGUGUGUGGUGGUGAUGUAUGUGCUGUGGCUGGACGUGUUGGAUGUGAUAGACCUUUAUGUGAACCACCAGCGCUCUUCACUGUGUCCGGACUUCCAUCUGUCCCUCAGCUACGGUCUCUCCUUCAUGUUCGCCCCAAUUGGCAUCUUCUUCUGCCUCCUGGCCGGCCUCCUUUUCCUCCUCAUUGGCCGAACCAUCCAGAUUCACUACCAGUGACUGACCAGCAGCCAGAAGUAGAAGAGCCUGAAAUGUCAGGAUUUUCGGAGUAUUUUUUACAGACACAUUUUGAUAUUUUUGUAGUCUUUCUGCCACAUAAAAGCAUGAAUCAUUAGAUUCAGUUUGGCAAUUAUGUGGCAUGAAUGAUCUGACACGCUUGAACAUUUUCAGCUGUUGCUGAGCUCAGAAAUGCCGUCAUGCUCACCCAGCCCUGAGUCAUUUUCAGCUUAGUUAAGAUAGCACUGAGACUGUGGAGGACCUACACAGCUAAAAUUAAAAAUAAGUGGGGACAAAAAUUAGUAUUAAAAUAAAUUGAGGCAUUCAUUUCUAAAAUGUAGCAUGAAUUUAUAUUUCUGCUUUAAUUUUGGCUUUGUAUUUAAAUACCCAUCUGUUAAUUUAUUUGCUUUCACAUCCUUUAUAUUUAUUAAUGUAUUUAAUUCUCCUUUGUAUUCAUCAUAUUUAAUAAUUAAGAUUAUUUACGAUUUUAAAUGUCCCCAAAAUAAAUCUACAUUUUCUUGACACAUUUCUUUAUGCACUUAUCAAAGGAUAAAUGAAUACAGAAGCAAAUUAAAACAGAAAUAUCAAUUUGUGUCAUGUUUUAUAAAUACAUCCAUGCCUGUGUUUAUUUUAAUGUAAUUUGUGAUGCCUUUAAUGGCACAUUAAUGUAUUUAUGGUCCUCCACUGAAUGGAGAAUUCACAGCAACCCUGACUAUAUUUAAUUAUCUGUGGAUCACAGCUUUAUUUGAAUUGUGUGUGUCUGUGGUGAUUUAAGUUUUCUGAAUAUUUUCAUAAAAUUCUGUAGUCACCAGCAGUGAAAUGUUAGCAUGGAAAAGAAUGUUGAAAGAAGCCUCUUUUGUAUGCCUGAAAAUAUUUGGUUAAAGGAUUGUGCUUGAGUUGAACACAUAAUUAAAAAAAAAAAAAUUUUACUUCGUAAAGAGUUUUUAAAGUAUCUAAAAAUGCUUCCAAGGUGGCAUGAUGGAUUUUGUGUUCUCUGGGAGUCAGUACUGAGGAAAUAACUUCUGUCAGCUCUUUUUCUGCAUCACUUUAAAGAUUAAAGCUCAUGGAAAGACCAAAACCAGAAGUAUUUCACUAUCUCAAUGUAUCAUCCUUCUUUGAGUCACCUCAUUGUUGGUUUUGGUGCACUUUUAACAAUCAGGUGAAAGUAGGAUAACAUUAAUGCAUCUCAGAAUAUAAUCAAAUAAUAUAAUUUGCUUAUUUGUCACCUAAAAGUGUGCUAUUUUCUUGGGUUUGACCAGAUUAUUGGCUCAGAGCAAGCUUUUAGGUUUCCCAGUGAGGAGUUUGCGUUGCACUUUUAUUGUACACCAUCAGUUCACUUCCUCUCUAAGUUGUUGAGUGUGUUGUGAGAUUGUGACACACACUGUUAAACAUAUUUUUUUCCUGCUGAUUAAAAUCCUUUUGUCACUGUUACAAAGCCAUGUGAUGGGAUUUGCACGCUUAAAUGCAGAAAAAUGAAAGACUUUUAAGUUGCGAAAAGAAUCUGUUUAUUUCCUGUGCAGAGGAGACUGUAAAAUGU